AUGGAGAUUGAUCAAGACGAAGCGUUCAUACCACAGGUUGAAUCGUCGCAUUUUAUAGAGAAGCACAAUCAUCCGCUUGCUACCCCUAGGAAGGUGUGUCCGCCACGUAAAGAGCGCUUGUCCAGGAGUACACAGAGACAAAUAUACCCACAUGCAAACAAGUUAGAUUGUUUGAAUGAUUUUGGUAGUCCCUCUAUGAUGGGCUGUUUGGAGAAAGAUAUCCGAAUUAAUGAAGUAGCGCACUCUGAGACUCCCUAUGAGUUUGAGUGUAGGUUGUCCAAUAGCGAACGAAUUAAGAGUAAUCACGCAUUCAUCAAAAGGUACCUAGACAAAAAAUGUUCAUUGGAUGACUUUUUCACUCGUUUUAGUAGGCUUAUAACGCAUUAG
Molecule: messenger RNA, 387 nt
Organism: Striga asiatica
Lineage: Eukaryota; Viridiplantae; Streptophyta; Magnoliopsida; Lamiales; Orobanchaceae
Source: the annotation of a GenBank genome assembly